AGAACUUGUGAAGGAAAAUCCAAGGCUCUUACUACUCAACUUGGAAAAUCCAAGUCAUGAAACUCAAUAAAAAUAUCAUCUACAAGCCUCUAAUUUCAUCAUGUCUACAACUUUCCUAAGUCCAUCCCAUUACAUUUCCUUCCCCUUAUGUUUCCCAUGACCACACUUGUGCAAUUCUCUAUCAAAUGUUCGCUCUUGAAGCCCAAGUUCUUCCAUGAUGGCAUAUACAAGAGACCCACUUUCCCUUUCUCUCGGAUGGAAGCAAAGUUUGGUUCUUUUUGUGGGAAUAGCUUGAAACUGAGAGAGGGCAGGGAGAGCUCGUGCUUCUUGGGAGGCGCAGUGUUUCAAAAUGGGGUUUUGUCGAAAGAAAACGGUUGCAAGAGGGAAAAGAGAAUGGUGGUGGUGAAGAAUAAUCAGGGGUUUGGCUUCAACGGUGGUGGUGGUGGAAGAGAUGAUGGUGCCACUGCUCGGCUUUUGGGAAAUAUUGCUUUAGCUGUUGGACUUACUUAUCUUUCUGUGACCGGACAACUUGGUUGGAUUUUGGAUGCUAUUGUCUCCAUUUGGCUCAUUGCAGUGUUAAUACCAAUAGUAGGUGUUGGUGCUUUUCUCUGGUGGGCAGGACGAGAUAUAAUGCAAGGCACCUGUCCAAAUUGUGGAAAUGAUUUUCAGGUUUUCAAAUCUUCUCUGAAUGAUGAUUUGCAGCUGUGCCCUUUUUGCGGUCAACCUUUUUCUGUUGUUGAAAAUGAGUUUGUGAAGGAAUCAGUGAAGUUUUCAAACCAAUCUACAACGUUUGGACAAGCAUUCAAUAAUUUCACCCGUUCUAAAAAUGAAAAAGAUUCUGGUAGAGCCAUUGAUGUUGAAGCUGAAAUUAAAGAUGUAGACUGAGUCUUCACAGCUACAACAUGUUGGUAGGUGACUACGUGAACACAAAUCUUAAUUGGUUAAAGAACAGACACAAUAGUGACAUUGUAGUGAAGAGUGUGUUGAGCAGAGUAACAUUGCAAUUGUAAUAUAAGUUUUGACAGUGAUGUUUCUCAGGUCACACUUGUAUUAUUUGGUGUACCAGAAUGCUGCGUCAUUUUUUCUUUCAUUGUUGUUGCAUUAUUUACAUAAAAUGCUUAGGGGAAAUAAAGAUGCUUCAUUUCAAUGUU
Vigna unguiculata (cowpea) is the source of this 1151-nucleotide messenger RNA. RefSeq lists its product as uncharacterized. Lineage: Eukaryota; Viridiplantae; Streptophyta; Magnoliopsida; Fabales; Fabaceae. The record is from RefSeq and is a predicted model, not a curated record.